Peniophora sp. CBMAI 1063 is the source of this 918-nucleotide messenger RNA. Lineage: Eukaryota; Fungi; Basidiomycota; Agaricomycetes; Russulales; Peniophoraceae. The record is from the annotation of a GenBank genome assembly.
AUGUCUCGCUCCCCGAGUUCAACCUCGUCCCGCGACGGUGGCUCCGUGACGCAAUACACGCCACCCACGAACUACGCUAUUCACAAGGAAUACGGAGGAUGGCCGAACUACAUGGCCAGCCACGGUCUCAAGCCCUGGGAUCUCGAUGAUGUUGAAGAAGGUCACCGCAUCGCCGACGAAUACCGCGCUAUGGACCGCGAGCGUUGGGAGGAAGAGAACGCUGGUGUGCACGCAUCGGGCUCCGACGAUGAAGACGAAACGUACUCCCGAGCCGCUGCUUAUGACUCAGAGGAGGAGGAGGAAUACGAUGCCACAACGGGCGAUCCCGUCUACGAUGACGAUGAUGAAGUUCCCUACGACUCGCCCUACUACGAUGACGAGGCGACUGACCAGGAGGGCCCUGCAUACUUUGAGGAAGGCGAGGAAGAGCAGGAGGACCUAGUCUCAAACGCUGCCGAAGUUGCCGACGACGAUGCUGUAUCGGACGUACCCGAGUACGCGUCGGAUACGGGGUACACGUCUCCCCAAGAGGAUGGCGAUGAGGAGUGUCAUGCGUACUACGAGGAGGACCACGCCGAGCCAGCUGCCGAUGUUUCCGAGGAGGAAGAUGUGGCGUCUGAUGUUCCCGAAUAUGCGUCGGAGGACGAACAGGAUCCGCAGGUAGAAGAGGACGCGGGCGAUCAGGACGAUCAGGACGAUGCUGCCUACUACGACGAUGUGCCGGGCGAAGAAGAUGCUGCUGAUAUUGUCGACGAUGCCGAGGUCGAUGUCAAUGAGGACGAGGUAGUGUCUGAUGGCGCGGAUUAUGCAUCGGACGGAGGGGAUGUCGAUGACUACGCCGACUACGAUGACUACGACGAUGGUGUUGAGGACGAUUAUGAUGGCUACGAAGACGAUGACGGCUAUGAUGACUACUGA